ACAGCUGGAGACACCCACUUAGGAGGAGAAGACUUCGACAACUGAAUGGUCAACCAUUUUAUUGCCGAGUUCAAGCGCAAGCAUAAGAAGGACAUCAGUGAGAACAAGAGAGCUGUCAGGCGUCUCCGCACAGCUUGUGAGCGAGCUAAACGUACCCUCUCUUCCAGCACCCAGGCAAGCAUUGAGAUAGAUUCUCUCUAUGAGGGAACCGACUUCUAUACCUCCAGCACCCGUGCUCCAUUUGAAGAGUUGAAUGCUGACCUUUUCCGUGGCACCCUGGACCCUGUCGAGAAAGCCCUUCGAGAUGCCAAGUUAGAUAAGUCUCAGAUCCAUGAUAUUGUCCUGGUGGGUGGUUCUACUAGAAUUCCCAAGAUUCAGAAGCUGCUUCAAGACUUCUUCAAUGGAAAAGAACUGGAUAAGAGCAUCAACCCUGACGAGGCUGUUGCCUAUGGUGCAGCUGUCCAGGCACCCAUCCUGUCUGCAGACAAAUCUGAGAAUGUUCAAGAUCUGUUGCUGUUGGAUGUCACUCCUCUAUCACUUGGGAUUGAAACUGCUGGUGGAGUCAUGACUGUCCUCAUCAAGCGCAAUACUACCAUCCCUACCAAGCAUACACAGACCUUCACCACCUACUCCAACAACCAGCCUGGCGUGCUCAUUCAGGUUUAUGAAGGUGAGCGUGCCAUGACCAAGGAUAACAAUCUGCUCGACAAAUUUGAGCUCACAGGCAUACCUCCUGCACCCCGUGGUGUUCAUCAGAUCAAAGUCACAUUUGAUAUUGAUGCCAAUGGCAUUCUUAAUGUAUCUGCUGUGGAUAAGAGUACAGGAAAAGAGAACAAGAUCACCAUUACUAACGACAAGGGCCAUUUGAGCAAGGAAUACAUUGAGCGUAUGGUCCAGGAAGCUGAGAAGUAUAAGGCUGAAGAUGAGAAGCAGAGGGACAAGGUGUCUUCCAAGAAUUCACUUGAAUCCUAUGCAUUCAACAUGAAGGCAACUGUUGAAGAUGAAAAACUUCAAGGCAAGAUUAAUGAUGAGGAUAAAUAUUUUUCUUAA
Oryctolagus cuniculus (rabbit) is the source of this 1050-nucleotide messenger RNA. The record is from RefSeq and is a predicted model, not a curated record. NCBI's taxonomy places the organism in Eukaryota, Metazoa, Chordata, Mammalia, Lagomorpha, Leporidae.